Molecule: messenger RNA, 822 nt
Organism: Lagopus leucura (white-tailed ptarmigan)
Lineage: Eukaryota; Metazoa; Chordata; Aves; Galliformes; Phasianidae
Product: sperm-associated antigen 4 protein-like
Exons: 5
Coding region: 26-586 (186 amino acids)
Biological process (GO): nuclear envelope organization
Cellular component (GO): nuclear envelope; meiotic nuclear membrane microtubule tethering complex
Molecular function (GO): protein-membrane adaptor activity
Source: RefSeq, a predicted model, not a curated record
ACAUGGUUUCUUGUCCUUCCAGCGGAUGCUGUCUGAGCUGAGAGCACGGCAGGAGUGCUAUCAGACGCCGGACUGGGCACGGAAGAGCAUUGGUGGUACCAUCGACCUGCACAGAACUUCUCCUACCUACACAUUUAAGUGCUGGUUUUGCUGGCUCCACAGUUUCAUCGUCCCCAUGAAUCCUCCGGAUACCAUCCUGCAGCCGGGCGACUCACCAGGACAAUGCUGGCCCAUGGAGGGACAUCAGGGCCAGGUGGUCAUCGGGUUGCCAGCUGAAAUCCUGCCCUCUUGUGUCAUUCUGGAACACGUUGACCCAGGGCUGACUCCAGCUGCCUCCCCCAGCAGUGCCCCGAAAGAAUUUGCUGUUUUUGGGCUGGAUGUGGACAGCGAAGAGGAGGUUCCGCUCGGGUCGUUCACCUUCGAUGUGCAGAAGGCAUUCUUAGACAUCUUCCUGCUCCAGAAUCAUCCUGCCAGAGCCUUUCGCCACAUCAAGGUUCUGGUGCAGAGCAACUGGGGACAUCCAGAAUACACCUGCAUUUACCGAGUGCAGGUGCACGGGAAGAUGGUGAAAAAAUUGACCGUCUGAAAGUGGACUUGGAAGAUCCGAAAUUGAACGUGGAAGAUCUGGAAUUGGCAUUUGUCAGAUCUGGAAUUGGCAUUUGUCAGAUCUGGAAUUGGCAUUUGUCAGAUCUGAAAUUGGCAUUUGUAAGAUCUGAAAUUGGCAUUUGUCAGAUCUGAAAUUGGCAUUUGUCAGAUCUGAAAUUGGCAUUUGUCAGAUCUGGAAUUGGACUUACUGACCAAAAAAUAAAAACAUCAACAUCA